AUGGAUACCUCCCAACUGAUUCCAAUCCCCAAGCACGGGGACGGGAAAAACCAGUCGAUGCUGCCACUUCUGCUCAGCUCGGGCGACGGGAAGGAGGUCACGGAAAAAGCCAUGGCUCUGAUAGCUCCAAUGUUGGAAGGUUUCACCCCAAAGACCAGUGCUGAAGAGUCCAAAGAUGGAGUUGCUUCUCAGAUGGCCACGGCGCUGACUUCGCCUAGAAGAUCGUCUUUGGCAGCUAUUGGAGAGUCGGUUUCGCUUACGUCAGACAAUUUGUCGUUGAAUAACGCUAUUGCUCAGCUGCUGCCCGAACAUGGAGACUCUGUGGCUCCGGGUGAUAGCUCCAAGCCGUACUCCAGAACGAACUCUGCUUCGUCUUGGGACUUGAAUUUGCCUAAACUCAACAAGACGGUGCUGAACCUGUCGAACACUCUGAGAAGAUCAGCUUCGAAUGCUAAUGCUACUCCACCCAAUGUGAACAAGAUUGGCAAGAUCGGUGUGUGUGCCAUGGACUCCAAGGUCAUGCUGAAGCCAUGCAGAAAGAUCUUGAACAGACUUAUUGAGAACGGUGAGUUUGAUACCAUCGUUUUCGGCGACAAGGUCAUCUUGGAUGAGGCUGUGGAAAACUGGCCCACCUGUGACUUUCUCAUCAGUUUCUUCUCCACCGGCUUUCCUCUUGAUAAGGCUAUAAGCUACGCCAAUCUCAGAAAGCCCUACAUAAUCAACGACUUGACGUUGCAGAAAGCCUUGUGGGACAGGCGUUUGGUGUUGAACAUCUUGAACCACGCCAAUGUGGCCACGCCUGAAAGACUAGAAAUCAGCAGGGACGGCGGACCACGGAUUGACAAACUUUUAGAAGACAGGCUUGUGGAGGCGGGAAUUUCUCGUGACCAUUUGCACAGAUUGACCCACCAGGACGAACCCGAAUGGUCUAUGCCUGACGAAGACACACUUGUGGUCAACGGAAAGAUCAUGAAGAAACCUUACGUGGAGAAACCCGUGGAUGGUGAGGAUCACAACAGCACUGGUGGUGGAGGACGUCGUCUUUUCCGAAAGAUCGGAAACAAGUCAUCUGAGUUUGACCCAGAGUUGAGCACCCCACGUACGGAGGGCUCUUUUAUUUACGAGAAGUUCAUGGAUACCGACAACUUCGAGGAUGUGAAGGCAUACACUGUGGGUCAAGAAUUCUGUCACGCCGAAACGAGAAAAUCGCCCGUCGUUGACGGUAUUGUCAGACGUAAUACCCACGGUAAGGAGAUUCGUUUCGUGACCGAGUUGAGCGAUCAUGAAAAGACCAUGGCAAGAAAUGUGAGCAGAGUCUUCAAGCAGACAAUUUGUGGGUUCGAUUUGUUGCGUGUCAAUGGUGAAUCCUACGUUAUCGAUGUCAAUGGAUUCUCUUUCGUCAAGGACAAUAACGACUACUACGACUCUUGUGCUUCGAUCUUGAGAAACAUGUUCAUUGAGGCUAAGAAGUCCAGAGACUUUAUCAAGAACAAGAUCCCUCGUACCAGCCAGAUCAACCAGUCCGAGUUUGAGGAGAAACAGCAGAAAUGGGUUUUCAAGGGUAUGGUUUCUGUCAUUAGACACGCCGAUAGAACGCCGAAACAGAAGUUCAAGUACUCUUUCAGAUCACCUUUAUUCAUCUCCUUGCUCAAAGGUCACAAAGAAGAGGUCAUCAUUAGAGCUGUGCCUGAUUUGCAAGUUGUAUUGGAGACUGUCAAGAUAGCCGAAGAAAAAGAACUCGAGGACUUGAAGAAGCUUAAACAAUUGAGAAUGGCCUUGGAGAAGAAGAUGGAGUUCCCCGGUACCAAGAUUCAAUUGAAGCCUUCCUUGAACUCUGAAAACCCAGAUAUCGUCGAGAAGGUGCAAUUCAUCUUGAAAUGGGGUGGUGAGCCAACUCACUCGGCCAGGUUCCAAGCUACUGAUGUUGGUGAACAAUUGAGACAGUACAUCAAGUUGCUUAACAGGGAAGCACUUAACGACGUCAAGGUGUACACAUCUUCCGAGAGAAGAGUCAUUGCAAGUGCCCAUCUUGCUACCAGCUCCAUGUUAGGAUUGCAAACUUUACCUGACGAUUUCUUGAUUAUCAGAAAGGACCUUUUGGACGACUCUAACGCUGCCAAGGACUUGAUGGAUAAAGUCAAGAAAAAGUUGAAGCCCUUGUUGAGACAGGGUGCUGAAGCGCCUCCACAGUUCACCUGGCCACCCAAGAUGCCUCAGCCAUUCGUCGUUAUCAAGAGAGUCUGCGAGUUGAUGAACUACCACAAGAACAUUAUGGAGUAUAACUUCAAGAACUACGAUGUCAGCAAAUUCCAGGAGAAUUGGUGCUGCGGAGAGGACCCAUACUUGUUUAAGGAGAGGUGGGACAAAUUGUUCCAAGAGUUCAUCACAGUGGAGAAAACUCACCCAUCAAAGAUUUCCGAGUUGUACGAUACCAUGAAGUACGAUGCUUUGCACAAUCGUCAAUUCUUGGAAAAGAUCUUUGCAUUUGAUCCUAACGAUGAAAACUUGCUCAAGACUUUGGGGAGAGAUGUGGUGACACCAUCAAGUCAUCUGGUCUUGUGA
This is a messenger RNA of Candidozyma duobushaemuli, 2562 nucleotides long. RefSeq names its product inositol hexakisphosphate and diphosphoinositol-pentakisphosphate kinase. NCBI's taxonomy places the organism in Eukaryota, Fungi, Ascomycota, Pichiomycetes, Serinales, Metschnikowiaceae. The record is from RefSeq and is a predicted model, not a curated record. Bases 1 to 2562 code for a protein of 853 amino acids. Gene Ontology annotation, cellular component: cytosol. Gene Ontology annotation, biological process: inositol phosphate biosynthetic process; inositol metabolic process. The transcript has 2 exons. Gene Ontology annotation, molecular function: diphosphoinositol pentakisphosphate kinase activity; 5-diphosphoinositol pentakisphosphate 1-kinase activity; metal ion binding.